AUGCGUGAGCUCGAUCCACUGAUAUCUGAGUAUCGCCAUGAGAAGAAACGUCCCCGUGAAUCGGAGGCUCUUUUCAUCUUACGCAAGGUUGCCUCCCUUGUCAAGCCGAUUAUGCGUCAGCGGUCGUGGAGGGUUGGUGCACUGUGCGAAUUCUACCCGACGCAGAGGAAUCUGCUAGGGCUGAAUGUCAACCAUGGACAAAAGAUUUGUUUGAGAUUGCGAUAUCCCUCAGAUCAACGGCAGUUCCUGCCUAUCGAGCAAGUCGUAGAUACAAUGCUUCAUGAAUUGUGUCACAUUGUUCAUGGACCCCAUGAUAGAAAGUUCCACGCACUAUGGAAUCAACUUCGAGAUGAGCACGAAGAGCUCGUGAUGAAAGGAUAUACGGGGGAGGGGUUCCUAUCACAAGGCAAGCGUCUAGGCGGAAGUAGAAUUCCUCUUGAUGAAGCUCGCCGACGAGCGCGUGCAGCUGCUGAGCAGCGAAAGGUUUUGGCCAAGAAUUCAGGCAAGAAACUCGGUGGUGCACCGGUUCUCCGUGGUACGGACGUGCGCAAACUGCGUGCGGACGCAGCUCAGCGUCGCCUCGAGGUCACUAACGGAUGUGCUUCGGGCACCGAUCAAAGUGACGAGCUUGCUCAAGAAGCCUCAAGAAAUGGAUUCAAGACAAAGGCGGAGGAAGAAGAUGCUAAUGAGCAGGCAAUUCUGCAGGCCUUCAUUGAAUUGAUCCAAGAGGAGGAGAGAGAAAAAUAUGGAAAAUCUUACAUACCUCCAAGUCAGGAGCAUCCUGCUGGACCUCGAGAAGACGAAGUGUUAGAUCAAUCUGACUCGGGGAUAACUACGGAAGAGCCACGGCCAGAGUCUCGCACGGGCAAACUUCCGUCAUCGUUGUCUGUUGUGGACAAUAGGUCUUACGAUUCCCCCUGGACAUGUACGACCUGCACCCUCGCCAACCCGCCAAGUUUCCUUUGCUGCGACGCCUGUGGUGCGGAAAGGCCAGUACCAUCUACGAACAGAACAACCAAUCCGCCAGCCCCCAAAGCCUCGGUUUCACAUUCAACGACGGCGCCUCAAAACACAAGAAAAAGACCUCUUCAAGAUGGUUGUGAGAAAGUCAACGAUGAAGGAACUUCCAAGGGCAAUUUCGCUUUUAGAAACCGAACUCGAGCUAUGGAGUCGCUGCUUUCGAUAGAGCGAGACACGAGCAUGCGACCGCUUGGCUGGCUCUGUAGCCAGUGCGGCAGCUUCAUGGAGUCACAGUGGUGGACCUGUUCUGCUUGUGGGAGAAUGAAGCCAUCAUCUUAA
Molecule: messenger RNA, 1299 nt
Organism: Penicillium oxalicum
Lineage: Eukaryota; Fungi; Ascomycota; Eurotiomycetes; Eurotiales; Aspergillaceae
Product: metalloendopeptidase WSS1
Exons: 2
Coding region: 1-1299 (432 amino acids)
Source: RefSeq, a predicted model, not a curated record